Eimeria necatrix is the source of this 477-nucleotide messenger RNA. RefSeq lists its product as hypothetical. Lineage: Eukaryota; Apicomplexa; Conoidasida; Eucoccidiorida; Eimeriidae. Gene Ontology annotation, molecular function: ATP-dependent protein folding chaperone; ATP binding. The record is from RefSeq and is a predicted model, not a curated record. The transcript has a single exon. The coding region runs from base 1 to 477 and encodes 158 amino acids.
AUGGCGGUCUUAGGCAUCGAUAUUGGCUCUCAAAACUCCGUCGUGGCCACCAUUCAGCGCGGAGUUGUCUCAGUCGUCCGCACGGAGCUCUCCGACCGCCUCACUCCUUCCUUGGUGCUCUUCGCCGAGGGCCACAGACUCAUGGGCGACCAUGCCGCCCCUUUGGUGGGUCUUGCUGCUGCUGCUGCUGCUGCAGCAGCGGCAGCGGGAGCUGCUGCUGCUGCGGCGGCGCCCGUUCCUGCUGCUGCUGCUGCAGCAGUUCCCGCUGCGCUGCAGCAGCGGCUCCCCGUGCGCGCUGCAGCAGCAGUAGUCGCCGCUGAGGCGACUGCUCCACCUGUAGCGUUAGCAGCACUGCGCUGGACAGCAGCAGCAGCAGCAGCAGCAGCAGCAGCAGGUCUUGCUGCUGCUGCAGUGCAUGCUGGGCGCGUCUGCUGCUGCUGCUGCGCUGCUUUUCCCUUGCGGGGCUCAAAGUCUUGA